AACCAGCCCAGCCAAUCGGAGUGAGGACUGACAGGAACGACCCAAUCCUAGAGCUGGGCUGAGGGUGGGGGCGGGGACAAGUGGCCCUGGUGGACCUGGCAGUGGAGCUGUCCUGGGGGAGCUGGUUUGUGGAUGCCGCUGAUACUCUUGCUGCAGUAGUACUGGGUCCUCAGGCAGAGCAUCCUCUCCUUGAGGGGAAUCAUGAGCCGCUUCCUGAACGUGUUACGGAGCUGGCUGGUUAUGGUGUCCAUCAUAGCCAUGGGGAACACGCUCCAGAGCUUCCGAGACCACACCUUUCUCUAUGAAAAGCUCUACACUGGCAAGCCAAACCUUGUGAAUGGCCUCCAAGCCCGGACCUUUGGGAUCUGGACGCUGCUGUCAUCUGUGAUUCGCUGCCUCUGUGCCAUUGACAUCCACAACAAAACACUCUAUCACAUCACACUAUGGACAUUCCUCCUCGCCCUGGGACACUUCCUCUCAGAGUUGUUCAUAUUUGGAACAGCAGCUCCCACAGUUGGUGUACUGGCACCCCUAAUGGUGGCAAGUCUCUCAAUCCUGGGUAUGCUGAUUGGGCUCCGGUAUCUAGAAGCAGAACCAGUGUCCAGACAGAAGAAGAGAAACUGAAACUGAGGCCAACCUUGCCACCUCCAAAAUGCCAUCAUCUUCCACCUUCGCUGUCUUCGUUCUUCAUCCUCUGUCCUUAGAUCAUGUCUUUUCAGCUGUGACAUUAUCUCUUUCUUCUGGGUUCAACAUCUUAAGCCUUUGAGGUUUUUUUUUUUAAUGUUUUUAACUUUUUAAGAUAUUAAUACAGAAAAAUUAUAUAACAUGUAUGUAUAAUUUAGAGUCAUUUAAGAAAUAUUCUGUUACUCCAUCAAGAUCAAGAAAUCCUCAGAAGCACCCCCAUGUGCCCUCUCCUAACUGGACCCCCACCCCCGCCAAGGCUCCCUUUUCCAGUCUUCCACUUUUUCCUUUUAUCUCCAUUCCUUGAUUUGACUUGUGUGGUGGGAACAUGAGAACUGUGAAACUCAAGCUGCUGCCUGCCCAGAGCAGCUGCACCCAAGGGCUGCUUCAAGGGGCUGUCCACACAUACCAGGCUCCUUUCUGCUGCUGGACCCAAGACUCUGAACCACCCAAGGGACGGGCAGUUCUUCCAAGAAGGGCUGCCCUCGGUGUAAGCAGGACCAGCCUUCUCUUUUAUCUACAGGUGGAUAAGGUUAGAAGAGUCUGGGCUGUUUUUAGACCUUUUGGUCAGUUGUAUUUGUGUAAUGCGUUUUAUAAUAAAUAGAAAAACCAUC
This is a messenger RNA of Cricetulus griseus (Chinese hamster), 1295 nucleotides long. Lineage: Eukaryota; Metazoa; Chordata; Mammalia; Rodentia; Cricetidae. The record is from RefSeq and is a predicted model, not a curated record.